AUGGAAGAAUACUCGAACGAGAAGAGGCCAGGCGAUGGCGUAUUUUUCCUUAAAAUACGGGAAUACCAGGGUAUGUUCGGAGAGUACAAUGAAUAUCUCAAACAGAAAUGGUGGGCACGUCUUGGUGCGAUUACAGACUCGGCCCACAGAAAGAACCAGCUCAAGAGGCUCUUUGAACAUGAUGAGUUUGCACCGGCAUUUGACGCCUUCCGCCAUUUGCCAGCCCUAUACUGUGGGUUGCGGCUAAGCGUCAUCAAUAAAAUGAUAGCCAUGAGAUGUCACGAUGAAUUGCUGUCAUACCUGCGCUUCAUCAAGGAUUUUUGGUAUGGUGUCUUUGACAAAGAUGAAGCUGCGAUGGAGAAACUCGAUGAAGACACCGUUCGCGAGAUUCAGUUCACCGCACCCGGCGCAUGCGAACGGCAGGCCCGUCAUCUGUAUGCGAAAGUCAACAGUGGCCAGAUAUUCAGCGCAUUCAGCGACACCGAGAGAAACAGAAUUUGGUUGCGACUUUGUUCAGCCACCGAAGUCUGCUUGGUGCCUUCGCUGCUCGCCUUCUUCGAGAACCUCAAGUACCUGCAGCCUGCAGCGGUCUGCAUGCGACGACUCGUCCACCUAGAGAAGGGAGAAUCCAUACGAUGUGCCUUGGAGAAGGCAUUCUCUCCGGGUAAUGGCAACGAGUGCGUCAUGCAGACCUCUUCGACAUCCUUCACGACCAUUCCGAUCAGUGCCGCAGAUUGCUUUGACAUCGCGUACCGACAGUUGUGGCUCUAUGCCCUGCGCGAGCAGCGGGACAUGCCAAUCAAAAGCAAAGAAAAACUGGCGACGGCGAAGAUACGACAGGCCGAUGAGGUCGUGGUAUCUCGAUUCGCGCGUCUGGCGCAGAAGCUCGGUUUCAAAUCAGAAGAGAUCAAGGCCUUAGUGCAAAUGAACCCGGACCAAGAGAUUGCGCGUCGACUGCUGACAACAGCCAGAAAACCGGAGGAAUUCGAAUUCGACGAUAUCAACGCCAGUAUCGAUACUGUCGCGGAUGUGCUGGCCACGGCGCGGCCAAUCUCCGCGCAGCUAUUGACGGAGGAUGAUGAAAUCGAUUCUGUCGAGAAACCACCAGCCCUGUGCGGCCAACCCCAUGCAGCGGACCAUGCUCGGGAUAAAAGGGAUAUGUUCCUAGACAAGCUUCACGGGCCAAUGCCGAGACCUCGUUUGCGUUUGACAUCCAUCUUUAUUCAGCGAUCAGCAUACUUUGCCUUCUUCGGCCAAGACCUCGGCAUUUCCGCGGCCGGUCUGGAAUCAACGGAAGACACGCACAUGCUUGACCAUAGCAGUAGACACGAGCAACGCUUGCCCAUGAUGUCAAGAGCACAAAUGCCUCAGCAAGUACUGGAGGCCGCAGAGCGGCGAACAAGCAUACCAAGGAGGCUGGAGGAGCAAGAAGCGAGGCUGGGACGGGUGGUGGCCACCGAAGAGCAGCUUUCUGCAAAUAUUGAACAGCUGAGAAACGACAUGGCGCUCCAAGAAAUGAGACUUCUUACACUGAGGGGUGAAGAGCAGGAGGCGCUUCAAAGGCUCAACAGACUACAGCAAACAGAAGCCGAGCAUACGCUUCGUUUAGAGAGUCUUCAGGCCGACGAGCAAAACCGACAAAACGAAAUUGUUGCGCAGGAACAGAGACGAGCCAAUCUUGGCGACCAGAUUCGGCUCGAUCUCUUGGGUCCUGGCGAGAAAGAGCACCUGGCCACUGUUGAGAGAGACGAGGAAUUACGUGAUCACGCAUCCGCGCGACCGGAGCGGGUAUCGCUGGUGGAAGACUUGACGGUGGAAGAAAGAAAACUGCAGGUCGCGGUGGAGCAACUAACGCUGCAGAUUGCCCAACUCGACGAGGAGAAGGCGAGCAAGGAGGCGUCUAUAGCAGAAGUGGAGGGCCAGCACAAGUUAACGGUUAACCAGCUCGUGGCUGAAGAAGCAGAAUUACGAAACCAGAUCGACCAGCUGAAGAGAGAUCUAGCGGGUCUUCAAGCUAGACUCGAUGCAGGCGCUGGACGGCCGACAGAGCUACAGCAGGAGCAAGCAUUGGAAGAGGGGCAACAGAAGCGCCUGAAGGCCUAG
This is a messenger RNA of Cordyceps fumosorosea ARSEF 2679, 2103 nucleotides long. RefSeq lists its product as hypothetical. The transcript is spliced from 3 exons. NCBI's taxonomy places the organism in Eukaryota, Fungi, Ascomycota, Sordariomycetes, Hypocreales, Cordycipitaceae. The record is from RefSeq and is a predicted model, not a curated record. The coding region runs from base 1 to 2103 and encodes 700 amino acids.